Eimeria tenella is the source of this 417-nucleotide messenger RNA. RefSeq lists its product as uncharacterized. Lineage: Eukaryota; Apicomplexa; Conoidasida; Eucoccidiorida; Eimeriidae. The record is from RefSeq and is a predicted model, not a curated record. The transcript is spliced from 3 exons. The coding region runs from base 1 to 417 and encodes 138 amino acids.
AUGGGCAUUUCGCGCGUGUAUUUGACUUUAAUUCUCACCCGAAAUGCCCAUUUCUUCUCGCAAUGGAUUUCUAGCCGCCGGAAAGCUGAAGCGCCUCCCAGCGCAAAGGACUCCGCCUCGCCUCCGAAACUGCGCGCCGACGGCGUGCCCGACGGAACGGCGGAGUCUGCAAAGUCGUUUUGGCAGCAAAAGACUUUUUGCAAACAAAAAGGCCGAUUCGCCUUCGCCGGAAAGCACGCGGAGAGCCGCCAACUGCAGCAACUUGAAUGCAAACCUGAACAUGAACUUGGGGGCUACAAGACCCCCCUGAAGACGCCUGAGGCCCCCAGCCGCCCGUUCACCCUCGGCGACGCCAUGACUCGGGCUCGCUGCGCCUUCCUGCUGUCUCCUGCUGCUCCCCGCAAGCGCCAAACGUAG